Molecule: messenger RNA, 1554 nt
Organism: Apiotrichum porosum
Lineage: Eukaryota; Fungi; Basidiomycota; Tremellomycetes; Trichosporonales; Trichosporonaceae
Exons: 4
Coding region: 1-1554 (517 amino acids)
Biological process (GO): proteasome-mediated ubiquitin-dependent protein catabolic process
Molecular function (GO): endopeptidase inhibitor activity; proteasome binding
Source: RefSeq, a predicted model, not a curated record
AUGUCCGACCCACUCGACCCACGCGCCCUCCUAGCACUCCUCCCACACCUCCUCCCGCCCUCCUCGUCUUCCCCACUGCCCCGCCCCGCCGACUCGAUCGCCGCACUCGUACACGCCAUCCACGUCGCGCUGGGGUUCCGCCGCGAACCGAGCGAGACGGUACCCAUUGCGGGCCAGCCUGGCGACACCCAGGCUCAGUCUGGACCAAGCAGCGACACGGCGACCACCCCCACGGCCACGGCCACCGCUGGCCCUAGCGGCGAUGCAAUGGACACGGACACGGACGUGGGCGAUGACGCGGCGUCCGAAACGACCACGGCCGUCGACCCCGCUGACGACCCCAACCCCGCCGCCCAUGUGGAUGUGGCCCACGGCCGUCUCCCGCAGGGCUGGAACGCGCGCGGCGAGGACGCAUACGUGUUUGCGUACGCGCACCCGCAGAGCUCGAUGCGCUUCCGCGUGCGCGUGGGCCGGAUGGGCGCGAGGGUCCAGAUUGACGCCAUGGCUGAUGUGAGUACUGGUACUGAGAGGUUGAGGUUCUGGCAUGUGUUACGAGUCUGGAGAGUGCUCGAGUUGGCUCGAGGGGGCGAGAGUGCUCUCGAGUGGCUGUUCCCCAAGACGUCGAGUUUGGAGGAGGAUGGCGCGCCACACACGAUCUCGGUCCUAGUCGCCGAUGUGCUCGACACCGCGCGGUUCCCCGUUCCCUCGGCUGCGACUGCCACGGCCGGGGAUCGCGCGCAGACAGACCCGGCCCGUGCGGUUGGAUUCCAGUCGGUCGAUAGCGUACGCAACCUUGUCGACGCCUACAAUCGAGACGUGAUUGCCCGCCUGAUCCCUGGCCUCAACAAGGAAGGCUAUCGCGCACCGUCCGUCUCGUCGGCCCCCGCGCCCGGUGGCGGCGCACGUGAACCCCCGAACGCGGGGCCUGCCGGCGGCCAACCGCCCAACCCUGCGCGUCCCAACCCCCUUAUCGACCCUCUGCACCCCGCCGCCCCUCCCGCCGGCCUGGGCGGUGUGCCCGUCGCGAGCAUUGGACACCGCGACCUGGACCCGUUUGGCGGCCGCAACCCUCUGGACCCGCUCGGCCGUCCCGCGCCAGGCAGCGCCGGCGGCGGCAUGCUGGCCGACUUCAACCACCCGCUCUUUGACUCGCGGCGCAACCGUGACCGUGACCCGGCUGCUGGGCCUGGCGGCGCGAUCAACCCGCCCGGCGCGCGCUGGGACCCCGUUGGGCCCGACACGAGUGGCAGCCUCGGACCGCGGUUCCCCUCUGCGGGCGGCAACCCGCUCGGAGGGGUGGGUAUCACCGACCCCGAGUGGACGCGCGACCGCUUCGGCGACGACAUGCCCCCGCCAGGCGAGGACGGGCCGCAGCUCGGCUUCAACGUCCGUCCGGGGCUCAACCUGCGCGGACGCGGCGGCAGGCCCGGCGCCGGAGGGCUCGAUGGAGGGCUGCCUGGUGGCGGCAGGUUUGGAGGUGGUGGUGGUGGGGGUGGGUUUGGAGGAGGUGGAGGCGGGUUUGGAGGAGGCGGGUUUGGAGGUGGCAUCAUCUAA